AGCCAUUUGCCCGCCUUCGAGCGCGUGAAGCGCGCAGAGAGGGGGCGAGGACGGUCCACUUUGGGCCGCCUCACUUUCCAGACCCAAGCAACCCGCUCCAGAAUGGCUCCGGGCGGCGAGUUCGGGAUGACUCGGAGGGAGCUGGAGGACGCGGCAGGGGCGGAUUUGCGGCACCACCUGGGCCGCAAAGUGCUCUCGUCCAAAGAUCCGCGCUAUGCGUCGGCGCCCUCCUUCUCUUUUGGAGGGCGAUCCGUGAAUGAGUUGAACACCUUGGCCAGCAACCGGAGUUUCUUCUGUAAGACAGGCACUCACCGAUGUCAAGAUGGCGAAAUCCUGAACGACCAUCUCCGGAGGCGGGACGACAAGAGUCAGAUCAACCUCCGGUCAAGGGGACGGCAGUGGAAGGCGCCGCCAGGUCCGGGAGCCUACCGAGUGCCCAGGUUCCUCGGCGACAUCGACCGAGUGCGGGAAGUCUCGAUGGCAAAGAGCGCCUGUCCGUGGCGGGCGCCCAGUUGGUCCGUGGGCUCGAAUUCUUUGAGGCCGAUGAUGUACCACACGCUGGGUGGCUCCGGCCACUGCCAGGAGCAUGAGGGCCGCAUGCGCCAGCCGACGCCGCGGAAUCUCUCGCCCGGGCCGGGCCAUUACUUCAAGGACAGCGACUGCGGAGUGUCCAUCUUUUCGGACUACGGGCGACCCCAAGGGCGCCAAGUAGUCUGAUGCCAACAGAAGUCGGCUCACGGAACUCCAAGUUACGGACAGAAGCCACGAAAAGAACGG
This is a messenger RNA of Effrenium voratum, 777 nucleotides long. The record is from the annotation of a GenBank genome assembly. Lineage: Eukaryota; Dinophyceae; Suessiales; Symbiodiniaceae.